AUGGGCGACAAAUUCACUGGCGCUGCAGGCCCAGUGUUCGUCUUCCUCGCUGUAGUCUUGCUCACGCUGGGUGCCCUCUGUUUCUUCGUAGUAGUCCAACCAACGCUGGCCUGGCCGUGGUUGUCGACACCCGUCUGCGUCCUGCUCGCUGUCAAUACGUUCACGCACUACUACUAUGUGUGCACGAUCCCUCCAGGAUUCGUGAAUGACUCGCCUCACCCGCCACGCUCGGGCCUGUUGUGGGCGAAGAAGCGGGAGCCUUCGCGGCGUGCAGGCGUGCGCUGGACUGAGACCACAAUCACGAAAGCAAGUGUUACGCGGUGUGGGCGCUGCGGAGAGAUGAGGCCAGAGAGGUCUCACCAUUGCCGGAUCUGCAACCGCUGCGUGUUGAAAUAUGAUCACCAUUGCCCAUGUACGACCACGGAUACGGUGUAUAUGGUAAUAGCGUCAUUCUGCCUUGCUGCCUUGGGGUGGAGGCACGUCCUGUCAGCGCUCGGCUGGUAUGACGAGUAUUGGCCCUACCUCAUUCCGCCAACGAUCUUUCUCCUGCUCUACAUUCUGGCUACCGUGAUGUGCUUCGCUGUGUGUAUCAUGGCUGCUUGGCAUAUAUGGAGCAUUUCGUGUGGUGAGACCUCUGUCGAGUCCCAGGAUCACGAGCAGUACAGGAAGAUGGCGAGAGGGCGGGGCGAGGCGUUCGUCAACUCAUACGACCUAGGGCGGCGGAAGAACCUGGAGCUGUUCUUCAAUGUCGGCCAGGACGGCUACCCCCUAUACACGCUCAUACUCCCGCUGCGAGUAGAACCAUACACGGAUGGCUACUCAUGGGCGCGCAAGGCUGGAUACGAACGACACCGCGGCAUCAGACAGGGCGAAGAGCUGACGGACGAAGAUGACGAUGAAGACUGA
Messenger RNA from Sparassis crispa, 906 nucleotides. RefSeq lists its product as hypothetical. The transcript has 9 exons. Lineage: Eukaryota; Fungi; Basidiomycota; Agaricomycetes; Polyporales; Sparassidaceae. Gene Ontology annotation, molecular function: palmitoyltransferase activity. The record is from RefSeq and is a predicted model, not a curated record. The coding region runs from base 1 to 906 and encodes 301 amino acids.